Molecule: messenger RNA, 1740 nt
Organism: Pistacia vera
Lineage: Eukaryota; Viridiplantae; Streptophyta; Magnoliopsida; Sapindales; Anacardiaceae
Product: pectinesterase-like
Exons: 2
Coding region: 1-1740 (579 amino acids)
Biological process (GO): cell wall modification
Molecular function (GO): pectinesterase inhibitor activity; pectinesterase activity
Source: RefSeq, a predicted model, not a curated record
AUGGCUUCAAAAUCAUCGAAUUUGCAUACCCUUUUUCUCUUUCUCAUUCUCUUCAUUUCUCCAUCUCUGUCCAGCUGGUUACCCUCUUCAUCAUCAUCCUCGUUCUCUCAUUCUUCAUCCUUCUCUUACUCUGACUCAUCGGAAUCCAUUUGCAACAAGUUCACGCCAUAUCCAGACCUCUGUAAAUCAACUUUAAACCAUAAAACAGGCACCAUUUUUGAUUUUGGUCGCAUUUUCAUGCACCAGUCUUUGUCACAAUCUAAAAAGGUUCUUUCUUUUGUUGAAUACUUUCUCAAUCUCCCGUCAACUUCCUACUCAACCAACCGUCGUGCCCUCGAAGAUUGCCGCCUUUUAGCUUCACUUAACAUCGAUUUCUUGACGUAUACUUCUCAAUUUAUUGAUUCCUCAGACAUUCUUGACGGUCUGCAAGCUGAGGAUUCUCAGACUUUGUUAAGUGCCACUUUGACAAACCAUCAAAGUUGUUUAGAAAGUCUUCAUGAAAUAGCUUCAGCUUCAACAGUGAAGAACGCUCUUCUGCCAUCUCUUGUUGAUGGAGCAAAAUUUUACAGUAUUUCUCUGGCGCUCUUCAGCCAUGGUUGGGUUCAUAGCUCAAUAUUGAAAGGCAGAUGGUUAGCUGAAAGAAAGCACAUUUUCAAGAAUGAUAUGAAAGAUGGAUUGCCUUUGAGAAUGUCAGUGAGGGAUCAAGAAAUUUACGAGUCUGUAAGUGGAAGAAAGCUGUCUCAAAGUGACGAGAACCGUGUUGUUGUGAACAAAACUGUGGUUGUGAGUAAAUAUGGAUAUGGAGAUUUUGUGACCAUUAAUGACGCAGUGGCUGCAGCUCCGAAUAAUACUAAGAGGAGUUAUGGAUACUAUUUGAUUUACGUGGUUGCUGGGGUUUACGAAGAGUGUGUCUCCAUUGCCAAGAACAAGAAGUACGUGAUGAUGAUUGGAGAUGGCAUCAACCAAACUGUGAUUACUGGCAAUAAAAGUGUCAUUGAUGGGUGGACUACCUUCAACUCUGCAACAUUUGCUGUCGUUGGGCAAGGCUUUGUUGCAGUGAACAUAACAUUUAAGAACACAGCCGGGGCAAUCAAGCACCAGGCAGUCGCCGUCCGAAAUGGGGCAGACAUGUCGACAUUCUACAGCUGCAGUUUUGAAGGCUACCAAGACACCUUAUACACAAAUUCCCUCAGGCAAUUCUACAGAGACUGCGAUAUAUAUGGCACAGUUGAUUUCAUUUUCGGUAAUGCAGCUGUCGUCUUCCAGAACUGCAACCUAUAUCCGCGACGCCCGUUGGAAAAUCAAUUCAAUGCCAUUACUGCACAGGGUAGAACCGAUCCGAACCAAAACACAGGCAUUUCAAUCCAUAAUUGUACCAUAAUGCCGGCCGGUGACUUAGUAUCCGGUAAUUAUUCAGUAAAAACUUACUUGGGAAGGCCCUGGAAGCAGUAUUCAAGAACUGUUUAUAUGCAGUCGUUUAUCGGCAGCCUGAUUCACCCUGUUGGGUGGAAAGAAUGGUCAGGAGAUUAUGCAUUAAACACUUCAUAUUAUGCAGAAUACAACAACACAGGCCCUGGAUCAAACACAACAGGAAGAGUUACAUGGGCAGGUUACCAUGUGAUAAAUAAAACAGAAACUGCAAGGAACUUCACUGUGUCAAAAUUCAUCCAUGGAAAGUCUUGGUUGCCUGCAACAGUGCCUUUCGAGGCUGGUUUAUUGCAUAAUGAAUGGCAUUAUUGA